UCCGCUAAUACUCAGCGUGGAUAUAUUACAUUUUCAGUAAACAUUUCUUCUUCUUUUUUUUUUCUCCAUCUAAACGCAUCACGAUGUGACGUUAUGCCAACGUGCUUAUUUUUAAUCCGUGCGCAUCUAUUGAGAGAGAGAGAGAGAGAGAGAGAGAGAGAGAGAGAGAGAGAGAGAGAAAAACUAACACGCCAAGAUUGGCUUUUCGGGAGGGAUGAUUAGCUGCUUCUUUUCUCCGGAUAAACAAUUAUAAUUAUUUGUAAGCGUGUCUUUAACAUGCACUGUAAGGUCUGCGGUCUGGAUACGUGUCGAGACAUAUCCAGAUGAUGAAAGCAGAGGGCAGCUAUUUUCUUCAUGUGGCAGAGAUGGAUGUGAAAACAGCCUCAUCAGCGAUGGAAGCCUUGGCUCGGAUCAGCUCCAACAUGAAGAGCCUGGAGCACGAGUUGCAUUGUCCUGUGUGUAAGGAGAUCGUCAAGCAGCCCGUGGUUCUGCCAUGCCAGCACAGCGUCUGCCUGAUGUGUGCCUCAGAGGUCCUGGUGGCCAAUGGCUACCCACCCCCAGAGCUCCCCCCGGAGCCCAACUCUCCGGCCUCCACGCCCAACUCUCGCUCUCCUCGUCAAGCACGCCGGCCCACUCCCAAACACGAGCAGCGGCCCAUUGACCGAGUGCUGCGAUCAGGCCCCCAUCCGCCUUCACCAUCCAUGCCUCGCUCUCCCGGACACGGGACGUAUCCAGGGCGACGGCGUAAGGAGGGUCCUCCUCUGGUGAUGAUGUUCCCCUGCGUCCCCUGCGGCCGGGAUGUUGAGCUGGGCGAGAAGGGCCUGACUGACUGUCUCCGCAACCUCACAUUGGAGCGCAUUGUGGAGAGGUACAGACACACGGUGAGCCUGGGCAGUGUCGCCGUGAUGUGCCAGUUCUGUAAGCCUCCUCAAACUCUGGAGGCCACCAAGGGCUGCGCUGACUGCCGGUCAAAUUUCUGCAACGAGUGUUUCAAGCUGUAUCACCCAUGGGGAACGCCCCGAGCACAACACGAACACAUCCAGCCGACACUCAACUUCAGACCAAAGGUUCUGACCUGCACGGAGCACGACCAGGAGAAGCUGCAGUUUUACUGCAGGUCCUGCCAGCGGCUGCUCUGCCCGCUCUGCAAACUGCGGCGCAUCCACACUGGACACAAAAUCCUCCCGGUGGCACAAGCUUACCAAGCUCUUAAGGAGAAGAUAACGAAAGAGAUGAACUUCAUCCUGUCCAGCCAGGACACAGUUCUGGCUCAGAUCACCCAGCUGGAGAGCGCCAUCACUCAGACUGAGGUGAACAGCGUGUCGGCCAGAGAGCAGCUGGCCCAGAGCAUCAGAGACCUGACGGCCGCUCUCGCCGAGCGUCACGCCUCGCUCACCCAGGCCCUGGAGGCGGCGCGGCAGAAACGCGGCGAGGCGCUUUCUGCGCAGGUGGCGGAGAGACGCGGCUUGAUGGAACAUGCGGGGCUCAUGGCUUUCACCCAGGAGCUGCUGAAAGAGACAGACCAGCCCUGCUUCGUGCAGGCCGCUCGCCAAACACACAACAGGUUGAGCAAAGCAAUUGAGAAUCUCCAGCAUUUCACUUUGGCUGCUGAUCCGUCCUUCAGACACUUCCAGCUGGAUGUUUCCAAAGAGCUCAAACUCCUGACUGAGCUCAACUUCAUCCAAGCUCCUCUGGCUCCUGUCAUCGACACCCAGCGCUCUCUGGCGUACGACCAGCUCUUCCUGUGCUGGCGGCUGCCUCAGGAGUCGGCGCCCGCCUGGCAUUUUUCCGUGGAGUAUCGCCGCCGAGGCGUGGUGCCUGGAGGAGCUUCAAGGGGUGGGAUCAGAGGAGGCCUCGCUGCCGCCAGAUGGGGCUGGCAGCGGCUGGAUGAAGUGAGCGGAACCAGCGCCGUGAUCGACAGGCUGGAGAUGGACAGCGUGUACGUCCUGCGCGUGAGGGGCUGCAACAAGGCAGGAUACGGGGAGUACAGCGAGGAGGUGUACCUGCACACCCCACCUGCACCAGUGCUUAAUUUCUACCUUGACUCUCGUUGGGGUCUCCAUGCUGACCGACUGGUGGUCAGCAAAGAGCAGCGUGGGGCUCGAAGCGUCCCUGGUCUCUCCCUCCUGCAGGCCGCCGACCACGCCCUCACCUCUUGCCACCUCACGUCGGACCUCCUGGUGGGGGAUGUUGCCAUCACACAAGGAAGACACUACUGGGCAUGCUCAGUGGAGCCUGGAUCCUACCUUGUAAAGGUUGGAGUCGGGCUGGAGUCCAAACUGCAGGAGUGGUUUCACCUCCCACAGGACAUGGCCAGUCCUCGCUACGACCCAGACAGCGGCCAUGACAGUGGAGCAGAGGACGCGCUGGACUCUGUGCCGCCCUUCUGCUUCCUCACCAUGGGCAUGGGUAAGAUAUACCUGCCCCAGCACAGCUACCACCACCACAACAACCACGGGGGCAACAAUCGAGACCCGCUCACCAACAACAACGUCCCCUCGGGCCUCACCUACCCGCUGCCCCCUCGACUCGGCUUGUGCCUUGACUUUGAGAAAGGGCGUGUCACGUUCUACGACGCCCACUCCCUGCGGCCCCUGUGGGAGGGUCACGUCGACUGCUCCGGCCCCGUCUGCCCCGCUUUCUGCUUCAUCGGCGGAGGCGCCCUGCAGCUGCAAGAGCUGGUGGCCAAUCGCAAUGCAGACCAGACGCCGGUCAGGAGGGUGACCAUCCAACCGCGCGUCACCAAUUUAAACAACAACAACUGAUCCCCGAUCGGCCGGUAAUCUGGAAUGUAUUUGGCAAGUAUUUACUCAGCUACAGCAAAAAGGUAGACAUCUCAGCGAUUUCUUUGUUUUGUAUUCCAUUUUAUUUAAGAAAAACAAGAUGUUUCUAUAGCAACAAAUAUGCAAUGUAAUUAUGUUUCUUACAUUUUGUUACAUGCAGUUUUGCAACAGUUAUUGCUUAAGUGGUGUCUGGUGAAUCCGGCACUCGGUAUGUAAUUAUAUAUAUUUAGUGCUUGCACUUGUAGCCAGGCUAUGUUGCAUUUACAGCUAUAAAGCUUAUGUAAAAAAAAGAAGAAAAAGCUUAACACAGUUUUCUCUCUAUAAUGUACAGGCUUUUCUUAUGUAUGUCUUUAAUGUCUGCCUUUCUUUCAUAUACAGUGCCCUCCUGACUUAUUGCCACCUCUGGAAAGGCUGAAUGAAACACCUUCAAAUAUUUCCAUCUCUAUAGCAGAAAUUCAGGGGAAAAUACAACCUUUAAUUUGAGUGUAAUUACCCUUAACAAAAUGAUAAACAAUUAUUGGUAAUCAUGUAGUCAAUACUUUGUACAACAACCUUUUUAUAAAUGGGUGGCAUUAAAGAGAGGUUUAAAGGAUGCACAGUGAGUUGAGCCUUAAAGUUUUCGAUUGCCUAUUUGCAUGUUCAGUCAAUGGGCAAUUAGCGCCCCCUGCUGACUGCUGAGUGCAUAGGCACUAUUGUGUGUGCUUUGUUUGGGGCAGCAGUGCAUUUUAUCCUGCACUAAAUGAAGGAAAUUAUCCAAUAUCAGGGUAAAAAUGGGAUAUUUGACCGUUCCUCUUUGCUCGUUAAAUCCUCCAAAGUUUUGGACCCACCUUUAUAAUUUAAUCUAUUCGGCUCAUCUCACUGAAUCAUUUUUGUGAGAUUCAAAUCAUUUCUGUGUUGAUUUGGUGACAUGCUUUGGAUCACAAUUGAGAUUAAAGCCCCAGUGAUGACCAAUUUGUAAAGUUUCUCAUAGUUGUCACCAUGUUUAUUUCAAAUCUACCGACAUUUUAAUUAGUUAAUGGUGAUUUGCAUGCUGACAAUGUUUCUUCAGCCUUUGGUAAAGACAUAAUCUCACAGCCUUACAAGUUCUGCACCAUAUGUAACAGCAUCUGAAUCAAGGCACAAAAACAAAUCAAGCAUAUUCAACAAACUAAUUAACUAAUGUGAGUCGAGUAAAAACUAGACUUUAAUUAUUAUGAUUUUCGCUUUCUAUUGGAUUAAGAUACUCAAAUUAAAGGUUGGAUUUUUCUGAGAUGUUCAGUGUAAGAUUAAGCUUAAAAUGGAUUUAUUUUAAGGCUUUUCACACAUAAUUUGUCAGAGAUGACAAUAAAUGUGAGAGGCGCAGUGUAAGUGCAUUACAGAAAAAAGUCUACAAGAUUUUAUUGCUUCUAUAAGUAAAUAUGUUUCUGUUAGCCAUUUGACCUCAGCCAAAGUUAUUGUUUUAUGGGAUGUAAAUGUGCUAAAUUAGAGGUACGGAGUAACAAUGAGGCUCUAUGGCAAUUAGAGGCUCCAAUUAUACCUCCGGUACACAGCAAAUCACUAGUUCUCACAGUUUUGUUUGUGCAUUGGCGUUUCGUAUUUCAAACACGAGUCUGAUGUUGGAGCGAGUGUGUAGGAGAGUCCUACAAUAACGGGCUGACAGUAUAUGCUAUUUUUUAUUAUUUUUUUUUGCUUGAUUGUAAAAGAAUGAGCAACACGUAUGAAGAAAAGAGUAGCAGAUUAAUUCAGAGUAAACUUCACCUAUUGAGAGUGUUUGUUAAAGUAUAACAAAGGAAAUAAUCACGGAAUAAAGUGAAAUGGUUUAAAUGA
Poeciliopsis prolifica (blackstripe livebearer) is the source of this 4589-nucleotide messenger RNA. RefSeq names its product tripartite motif containing 46b (gene trim46b). Lineage: Eukaryota; Metazoa; Chordata; Actinopteri; Cyprinodontiformes; Poeciliidae. The record is from RefSeq and is a predicted model, not a curated record. The transcript is spliced from 12 exons. The coding region runs from base 324 to 2765 and encodes 813 amino acids. Gene Ontology annotation, molecular function: protein binding; zinc ion binding.